Messenger RNA from Cucurbita maxima (winter squash), 969 nucleotides. RefSeq lists its product as uncharacterized. The record is from RefSeq and is a predicted model, not a curated record. The transcript has a single exon. The coding region runs from base 146 to 670 and encodes 174 amino acids. NCBI's taxonomy places the organism in Eukaryota, Viridiplantae, Streptophyta, Magnoliopsida, Cucurbitales, Cucurbitaceae.
GACGAAAAAUAGUAGAACGGGUUAAUUUCAUCCAAAAAAAAUUAUAUGAAAAAAAAAAGUAGUGGAAGGUGGACCAUUUCGAUAGAAGAAAAGUUAACCUAAAAACAUAAAAACAAAGCUCAUCCACAGCUACAAAACUUACACUAUGCUCUGCAACAUCGCUGCCCCAAUUAAUGACACAAUUAUUGCUUUCUUUAGGGGUAUACUCAUAAAUCUCUUCAACACUUUCAGAACCCCACUUCCAAUUUUCCUAAAAACCCACCAAACCCAGAUGGAAGGAGCAAGAAAGGCGCCAUUUUUCCGACCACAAUUGUGGGCUGCAGCGUUGGGGUGUGGAGUGGUUGCAUUUUGUUUGGUGCAAUUGGGGCAUUAUUGCAGUUUGGUUGUGGUGGGUGGCUUGUUGGUUUGCUUGGCUAUGGCAGCGGCUGCGGCGGUGGUAACGUGGAUCACGGUGGUGGUUUUGUUGGUGCUGAUUGGGCGGUCGAGGCGGAGGGUGGUGGCGGAGGGGAGGAAGAUUAGUAAAGAGAUAAUGGUGGGGCUUGUGGUGAAGGUCUUGUUGAAGGAAGGCAAGGUUUUGGGUGGCCUUUGCGGUGCUGCUUUGGGCUGCUUGGCGGUAGCUUGGGGUCCAUCCCUGCCCGUUGCUCAUUAUUAUGCCGCUUGGGAUUGGUGAUUGUCUAAGGAUCAAGUUGUUGGCGUUUGGUGGAGAAGUAGAUAAGCUUAAAUGAGGUUGCUAUUAUAUUUUUGGGGUUUGUUUUUUAUUCACUUUUUGUUUGGUGCCUUUCUUUCUAGAUCAUAAUUAUUGAGUGGAACCACUGUUUCUUGUUGUUAAUGAUCUGUUCUUGUCUAACAUGGAUGCCAUGGCUUUAAGAAUUAGUGUUUUUUCGCGAGGUUUUGAGGUGGUUGUGCAUGCACUGAUUGUAUACGAUGUUAUAUCAAUCAUAUAAUUGUGGCGGUUAACUAUUUAUUUUC